This is a messenger RNA of Vanessa atalanta (red admiral), 1182 nucleotides long. Its product is annotated as arginine-hydroxylase NDUFAF5, mitochondrial. Gene Ontology annotation, biological process: mitochondrial respiratory chain complex I assembly. The transcript is spliced from 6 exons. The record is from RefSeq and is a predicted model, not a curated record. Bases 66 to 1166 code for a protein of 366 amino acids. NCBI's taxonomy places the organism in Eukaryota, Metazoa, Arthropoda, Insecta, Lepidoptera, Nymphalidae. Gene Ontology annotation, cellular component: mitochondrion.
UUUAUCUAACCUAAAAAUAUGAUAGUUACACAAUAAUAUUUAUUUAUUGCUUUUAAUUAGACGCAAUGGCUCAGACUCAAUUGUUAAAUCCAAUAUAUAGGAUAUGUAAAUUAAAAACAACAUUAAAUUCGCUUAAGAAUAUAUGUAAUAAGCAAUUUGAUCGAUAUCAGAGUACAAAUGUUCCUAAGAAGAAAACCGCUAGUUCAGUAUAUCGUACUAUGAAUAUAUUUGAUAGGAAAGCAAAAAUAUUGCAAAAAGAGAGAUCAGCUCAAAGUGAAAAUUACGACCAAUCAGAGUAUAUCAAAGAGGAGGUCGGUUGGCGAACUGCUGAUAGGAUAUUCGAUAUCAAAAGAACGUUCAAAAACGCCGUUGAACUUGGAGCUGGUCGCGGCUAUGUGUCUCGUCAUUUUCUACCCGAUUGCGUAGAAAAGGUUACACUCUGUGAUUGUUCACAGACAAAUCUAGAUAAAGCGAUUGUAGGCGAAGGAGUGCAAUUUGUAAAGAUGGUUAUCGACGAAGAAAAAUUUGAUUUUCCCGCAGACAGCGUCGAUCUAUUGGUGUCGUCGUUAGCGUUACAUUGGAUCAAUGAUUUGCCCGGUUGCUUCGAUAAAGUGAUGAAUUGUUUAAAACCAGACGGAGUGUUCAUGGCUUGCGUCUUUGGUGGAGACACUCUAAUGGAACUCCGUCAAGCGCUGCAGCUGGCUGAAACGGAGCGCCUCGGUGGUGUUUAUCCUCAUAUAUCACCAUUCACACAGAUACGGGAUAUAGGGGGCCUUCUCAAUGCGGCGGGCUUCACGCUGCAGACGGUGGACGUGGACAGCCUGACGGUGUGGUACCCGUCGGCGUGGCACGUGAUGCGCGACGUGCGCGCGCAGGGCGAGGCCAACGCCGCGCACACGCGCCCGCUGCGACUCGCGCCGCGCACGCAGUUCGCCGCCGCCGCCAUCUACGACGAGAUGUACGGCAAGGAAAUUCCAGAACGCGGCUGUCGAGGUGUACCAGCUACUUUCCAGAUAAUAAACUUCGUCGGCUGGAAACCAGACCCGACACAGCCGAAGCCGAUGGAGAGAGGAACUGCAGAGCUAUCUUUGAAAGAUUUGGAUAAAAUCGACGAGAUUAUAAAAGAGACUACUAAAAUAGAAUUGACGGAGGACGAUAAAAAAUAAAUUGUAUAAAACCUUA